UAAUAAUUGACGCAGAGAGCUUCGAUCGAUCCACACAGUAGAUAUACGAGAUAUAACGUAUUGCUGGAAAUCUUCUUAAUUUGAACUCCCUGCUCCUCCUCCUCUACUACUUCAUCGAUCUGGUCAUCCUUGUUUGGUCCAAGAAAUAGAGAUGUCAAGUGGGAUACUACAGGUGCUGCUCAUCGAUGCGGAGUUCAUAAUAAACAAAGAGCUCCUUGGUAAGAUGGACCCGUAUGUUUUGAUAAAAUUUGGGAACGAAGAGCGUAAGAGCUCCGUUGCUAAGGGACAAGGCAAGAAACCAGUAUGGAACGAGAAAUUUAAUUUCAAGGCGGAGUAUCCUGGGCAACACAAGGUCAUCUUCAGAGUCAUGGAUAAGGAUACCUUCUCCGCCGAUGACUUCAUCGGUGAAUCAACGAUUUACAUAAAGGAUUUACUAUCACAAGGAGUUGAAGUUGGAAAAUCCGAGCUUCCACUCAGUAAGUACAGACUCGUGCUGGACGAUUUGAAUUACAGUGGAGAGAUUCGAAUUGGUAUCACUUUUACCAGCAAGGCUGAAGAGGAGAUGGAAGGGGAUAUUGGUGGAUGGAAACAAAGCUUCUUUUAACUUUUACACCGCGCGAGUCUCUUUGUAUUUUUACUUCGUGGGAUGGGGUGGGAAUGAACAUUCAUUUUGUAAGGCUUCCGGUGCUCCAUGAACAAAAAAUGAAAGUUUAUUCAA
Molecule: messenger RNA, 718 nt
Organism: Nelumbo nucifera (sacred lotus)
Lineage: Eukaryota; Viridiplantae; Streptophyta; Magnoliopsida; Proteales; Nelumbonaceae
Product: elicitor-responsive protein 1-like
Source: RefSeq, a predicted model, not a curated record